GUUUUCUGUUUUUUUGUCCUUGCUGAACACUGCUAAAGGUAGCUGAACAAUCACCGACAAUAUUUCAAAAAAUAAUCUAAAGCGCAUAUAUAUUUUGUUUCAGUUUGACUUUUAGACAGAACUAAUGUUUAUGUUCUGACGAAUUUUUAUUGACGUCGGAAGAGACGCGAAUAACGCAGUGGCGGGAAAAACCUGAGUUAUUCCCAUACAGAAGCAUAAACCAGCUGUGUUCACCAUGUUAAAUGCCACCAGGACUGAUCUCCGCUUAUUACUCGAGUGUCUGAAGUACCAGAUGAAAUGUCCAGCAUCUCAGAAACAAGCUCUGCUCACCAUCGUCUCCAUCUGCCAACAGAACAGUCAGAAUGUGGAGUUCCUCAGAGAGAUUGGAGGUGUGACCUUUAUCUAUAACCUGUCCAGAGCCAGCGAUUACUAUGAGGUCAAAGAAACGGCUCUGUUCACGCUCAGUUCUCUGGCCGAAUUUAACGAGAGCUGUAAGCAAAGCCUGUGCAGUGAGGAGAUGUUCUGUGGCUUGGCAGACUCCAUGGAACAGGAAGUGUCCCUUACACUGAAGAGAGUGGCAGUCUACAUGCUCUGUGUAUUAGUUUCCAACAACAAGCAGGGACAGAGCCUUGCUAAGUCAUCUAAGUGUAUUGACAUCCUUCUCAACUUAUUCAGGAGUACUUAUCCCAUGGCUGAAGGAAGUGAUGAGCUGCUGCAGCUGUGGACAUCAGUGUCCAGUGCUCUCUGUGCCUGUGUCAACAACCCCCAGAACGUGGAGAACCAGUGUGCAUGCAUGUGUGUGUUGCUGCUGGUAAAGGUGUGGCUCCAGCAGCUGUCCAUGUUCAGGGCAGAGCUGGCUCAACCCAUCUGCUCCUUCAUUGGCAUGACUGUGGCUAAUAACUCAUGUGUACAAGUGUAUUUUGCAUCAGUUGGAGGACUGCUCACACUCUCAGACACUUUGUCCAGUGCGGUUUCUCAGUGCACUGAGAAUCCUGCAGCCUGUAUGAUCGCUACAUUAAUGACCAGAACACUGUCUGCCUGCAUCACUGACACCGAGGCUUUAGCUCCGGUUCUGUCAGAGCUACAUUUAGUACCAGACCUCCUGAUGUUGCUGUCAAGCCCAAACCUCAAUCCACGAGACCAGCUGGCCGUGGUUUUGACACUUGGCCACUGCACCGAUGCUUGUGAGGAGCAUCAGUUUCAGUUGUUGCAGGGUGGAGGAUUGCCUCUGAUGAUCUCACUCUUGACUGAUGCAAAUGAUGAAGAAGUCAGAAAGGCAGCUACCUUUGUACUGCAAACUUGUAAAAAACUUGCUGGAUCUAUAGCAGGUCAAAGUGUGGUGUCCGAUCUCCAGAGACAUCGUCAGUCAGCCUGGGAAAUCCAGCAAAGAAUUCAGCAGCUAGAAAAACGACAGCUGGAUGAUUUGGGAAGGGGUGUAGAAAAUACUUCAGCUCAGCCCACAGUACGCGGAGAGAGAUUGUGGGAAGACUCAGUUGUGCGAAAGGUCAGCGGUCAAAGCCGAGUAUAUGAGGUGGAGUCGGGGGUAAAGGACAUUCCACAGAACUACACACCACCUACACAACCUCCACCUCAGCCAGUUACAGUGUUGGGAAUGAAAAACCAAGAGCCAGUGCAGCAUGUUCAGAGUCAGACUGUUAAAGACUUUGAAAGGUCAGUGGAUCAUUUCCAGAAAGGAAACAGGGAACAGCCGCGACUGCCUGAGAAUGUGAUGAGAAGUAGCAUAGCAAAACAGAGUGAGCAACAAACAAGAAGAGAGAGUGUGAUGCAAAACAGAGGGAUGGAAGAAAUGAAAAGAGGUCUAACAGAUGAAACAGAUCUCAACAGAGGCAGAAGCAAAGAUGACCCAGGGAAUGAGAACCCUGACCAUGACAUACACAGCAAUCUACCAACACAAGACAGAGACGAGUGCAGCCCCGAUAUUUUCAAACAUCCUGCUCCCAUGAAGAGACGCCAGCAGGCUUCUUUUCGCUCUGAGGAUGAGCUGUCUGUGUGCUCUGAGCUCUUGGACAGUGAGAUUGAGAGGAUUCUCAUCACUCCAGCUACCUCUAAGCCCAGCAUGCUCCGCUGUGCAGGGUGUGUGAGCGGGGUGGACGAGGUGAACAGCAGGUCAGUGGGUGCGGUCCUGCGCAGCUGUAAAAGUCAGUGUGAGUUCCACUUGGUGCUGCAGAGAGCUGAGGAUCUUCUGAAGAGAAGCCUGCGCAUCGAUGGGGUCACACGCACAUGUGGUCAUAACACGCAUGACUUUGGAGUCACCAAACACACAACAGAAGAAAGAGAGGAUAACGCAAGCAAUCAUGGAGACUCUUUUGGGUUGAUGAAUCUCACUCCAUUGAAGAGAUCGGGUGAAACACAGGGCAAGGCUCAGAUGUGGAAAAGAGACAUAUGUCCAUACUCCAAAAACAAGGGGUCAAUGAUGGAAGGCAGAGUCCACAGAGACAGGAAGGACUAUUCUGUAGAUGAGCUGAAGUACCUCAGUGAGGGUGUGAGGCGUUUUGGUCACUCCUGGAACACUAUUCUGUGGACGUAUCCCUUCCAGCAGGGACGCACAAAUGUAGACCUGGCCAACAAAUACAGAAAGCUACAGCAGAGCUCAGCACUGACCCAAGACCUCAUAACACAGGAAUCUGCUGAACAAAGACUUCAUUAACGUGUGGAACAGAAUCUGGACAAAGAGAAGCGGAGAUCCAGCAUGCGACAGAAGACUGUCCGGUAACCGGGUUUACUGUUCACUUACUGUCUAACACUCACAAUACUCACUUAAAUACUCAACCCCACACACCAGCUCUCACAGCUCCCACAUUCAAUUCACCCCAUUUUACCCCACAUUUACUCACCUUUUGCCCUGAUGAGAAACUUUCAGUAACUUUCGGUGUAAGUAACGGAAAGACUGAGCAUGAGGAGGUGGAGCUCUCUCCUCUCCUCUCUUCUCCUCCCCUCUCCUUCCCUCUCCUCUCCUCCCCUCUCCUCUUCCCCCGGUCCUGAUGAGAGAAACGCCCUUCCCUUCACACACCACUGAUCCUUCUCACACAACUCACAACAGUGUGUAAGAUAAAAUAGAGCAGGAUGAGGCAGUGUUAUUACUACAUACUAAUCUGUUCAAUGGAUUCAUUAACGUGUGUGUGUGUGUCUGUGUUUGUGUGUGUGUGUGAGAGAGAGAGAGAGUGAGAGAGACGCCCUCUAGCGGUGAGAAUGUUUGACCCUCCUCUUUGGUGAUCAUCUACAUGAAAUAAUUCAAAACUAAAAACAUUAAAACUUACAACUAAUAAACUUUUAAUAUUUUUUUCCCAGAAUGACAGGAAUGUUUCUGGUUGUGUGUGGACAUUUGGGCAUAAAGUAAAAGAAAGAGAAAUCUUAUUCUUCUUCUUUGGUCUUUUCCCUUCAGGGGUCUCCACAGCGAAUCAUCUCUCUCCACCUAUCCCUGUCUUCUGCAUCCUCAACACUUACACCCACUAGCUUCAUAUCCUCAUUUAUUACAUCCAUAUUUCUCCUCUUUGGCCUUCCUCUUUGCCUCCUGCCUGGCAGCUCCAUGUCCAACAUUCUCCUACCAAUAUCCUCACUCUCCCUCCUCUGGACAUGUCCACACCAUCUUAACCUGGCCUCUCUAACUUUGUCCCCCAAACGUCCAACAUGAACCGUCCCUCUGAUGUACUCGUUCCUAAUCCUGUCCAGCCGUCUCACUCCCAAAG
Messenger RNA from Hemibagrus wyckioides, 3707 nucleotides. It is a transcript of the gene terb1, whose product is annotated as telomere repeat binding bouquet formation protein 1. Gene Ontology annotation, biological process: meiotic attachment of telomere to nuclear envelope; homologous chromosome pairing at meiosis. Lineage: Eukaryota; Metazoa; Chordata; Actinopteri; Siluriformes; Bagridae. The transcript has 22 exons. Bases 236 to 2668 code for a protein of 810 amino acids. The record is from RefSeq and is a predicted model, not a curated record.